Hydractinia symbiolongicarpus is the source of this 1606-nucleotide messenger RNA. Its product is annotated as nucleosome assembly protein 1-like 1. The record is from RefSeq and is a predicted model, not a curated record. Gene Ontology annotation, biological process: nucleosome assembly. Lineage: Eukaryota; Metazoa; Cnidaria; Hydrozoa; Anthoathecata; Hydractiniidae. Gene Ontology annotation, molecular function: histone binding; chromatin binding. Gene Ontology annotation, cellular component: chromatin; nucleus. The coding region runs from base 110 to 1336 and encodes 408 amino acids. The transcript is spliced from 14 exons.
AGACGCAUGCGUCGCUAAAUGUUUUCCAUGCGUAAGUUAUGUCCUUUCCUUCCCCUGCUACUGAAGACGAGUAGUACAGCCUGCGACAGAGGGCGUCAAGAGAUAUAAGAUGUCUGGUGAACCUGAAGCAGGAGGAGAACAUGAUGUUCAAAUAGACAGUACUACUGGUCUUACUGCAUCUGAUUUGAUGUCAAAUCCACAAAUCAUGGCUGCUGUGCAGGCAAAACUAAAUGGUUUAAUGGGAGUGGGUACAGGUUUCAUUGAAACUUUACCAGAGUGUGUAAAAAGAAGAAUUAAUGCGCUGAAAAAUAUUCAAGUUGAAUGUGCCAAAUUAGAGGGGAAAUUUUAUGAAGAAGCUCACCUGCUUGAAAUGAAAUAUGCUGAACUUUUUAAGCCAUUGUAUGACAAACGAAAUGAUAUUGUCAAUGCUGUACAUGAACCAAACGAUGAAGAAGCAACUUGGGUUGAACCAGGUGAGGAUAACGAAGAGGAAGAAGAAGAAGAAAAGAAGAAAGCAGAGGAAGAAGAAAAAGCAAAAGCAGUGGAUGAAAACAAAGAAAAAACUGAGGAAGAAAAGAUUGCUGAGGAUGUUCUUAAUAAAUUAAAAAUGGAUGAAAAUACUAAGGGCAUUCCAGAAUUUUGGCUUAUUGCAAUGAAAAAUGUCGAAUUACUGGAGGAAAUGAUUCAGGAACAUGAUGAAGAGAUCCUAAAGCAUCUUAUCGAUAUUAAACUAAUUUUUACUGGUAAAAAAGAUGAUGGAAGUUCUGAUGAUUCAGAAAUGGGAUUUGUGUUAGAGUUUCAGUUUUCUCCAAACGAGUACUUCACAAAUACAGCACUCACAAAAACAUACAAAAUGAAAUCAGAACCUGAUGUAGAUGAUCCGUUUUCAUUUGAGGGACCUGAUAUUGUCUCAUGUACUGGAUGCAAAAUAGACUGGCAAAAGGGGAAAAAUAUAACUCAAAAACAAGUAAAGAAGAAGCAAAAGCAUAAAGGUCGUGGUCAAACACGUGUAGUAACAAAGACUGUCCAAAAUGACUCGUUUUUCAAUUUCUUCGAUCCACCAGAAGUUCCUGAGAAUGUUGACGAAGAUGACAUUGAUGAGGAGACUGAAGCAAUUCUUGCUGCAGACUUUGAGAUCGGUCAUUUCUUCCGAGAAAGAUUGAUUCCAAAGGCUGUUUUGUUUUACACUGGUGAAGCUAUAGAAGAAGACAGUGAUGAUGAAGACGAUGAGCUCGAUGAUGACGAGGACGAUGAUGAUGACGAUGGUGAUGACGAUGACGAAAAUGACCCAGAUUUUAAACCUGGUGAAAAACCUCAAGAGUGUCAGCAACAAUGAUCACAAAUGCUCCUGUUAUCGAAACAGGUUCUCCUCCCUCGUGAUGAAGACAGCUUGCGCAUUAUUGACACUUUUUAUAAUGGGGGUACGUUGAUUCGACCCCGUGGUGAUGUGCUCAUUGAUCAAUCAGUCUUGUAUUGAAAAUUUCUGAGGUGUUUAGAAACAAUUUUUAUCUGUUAACACAAAUGUGUUAAAAAUAAAAUUUAUGAACGAAAUUGUCCGUAUGUAAAUGUUAAUAAAUGCAAAAAAAUAUCUUCCUUUUAACAAUUA